Molecule: messenger RNA, 1595 nt
Organism: Chelonoidis abingdonii (Abingdon island giant tortoise)
Lineage: Eukaryota; Metazoa; Chordata; Testudines; Testudinidae
Product: NPC1-like intracellular cholesterol transporter 1
Biological process (GO): sterol transport; intestinal cholesterol absorption; cholesterol homeostasis
Cellular component (GO): plasma membrane
Molecular function (GO): cholesterol binding
Source: RefSeq, a predicted model, not a curated record
AUGCUGGGCCGCUUCCCGCUCAUCCUGGUGCUGCUCAGCGCCACCCUCGGCCUGGCCGCAGCGGCGCUGACAGAAAUCCACAAAGCCGGGUACUGCUCCUUCUACGGUGACUGCGGGCGGAACCCCGAGAUCAACGUGAGCCUGCUGUGGUCACCGGUGCCCUGCCUCUCCAACACACCGGCCCGGCUGCUCAAAGACACCACCCUCAACAAGCUGAAGGAGGUGUGCCCCCAGCUGUACACAGGCGAGAACACCACAUAUGCCUGCUGCUCCUACAACCAGAUGGUGGCCCUGCAGCUCAGCCUGGCCAUCUCCCAGGCUGUCCUGACCCGCUGCCCCUCCUGCUCCGAGAACUUCGCCAACAUCUACUGCCAGAACAUCUGCAGCCCCAACCAGAGCCUCUUUACCAAUGUCACUCGCUUCUUCAACCGAACCACCAUCCUGGGCACGCGCCAGGUGGGCGUGCUGGAGUACCAGUGCUUCUACAACCAGAGCUUCGCUGACCAGUCCUACGACUCCUGCAAGGGCGUCCGGAUCCCUGCCACUGGUGGCUAUGCCAUCACUGCCAUGUGCGGCAAGUACGGUGCCACCCUGUGCACGAGCCAGCGCUGGCUGGACUUCCAGGGGGACAGCAGCAAUGGGCUAGCCCCGCUGGAUAUCGACUUCCAGCUGGUACCCGCCAAUGGUGCUGUUGGGGAGGGCAUUGUGCCACUCAACGGCAAGACUUGGCGCUGCGGCGAGGCCGUCAGUGCUGACGGGGAGCCAUGCUCCUGCCUGGACUGUGCCGAGUCCUGCCCACAGAUCCGCACCCCUACGCCCCAGCCCCCGCCCUUCAAGGUGGGCAGCCUAGAUGGGGUCUUGUUUGUGUGCUGUCUUCUCUUCUGCCUGCUGACCGUGCUCUUCGGGGCCUUCCUGGUGUGGGGCUGCAUCUCCAGAUCCAAGCAGGCCAGCGGCAAGGGGCGGCAGCGCCAGAGGGACCAGAUGACACGCUCGGAGAGGCUCAGCCAGGCCACCCACCGCGUCCUUGGGGAAAUGUUCAGGAGAUGGGGCACCAUGGUGGCUUCCCACCCAGUCUCGGUCAUCUUGAUCUCAGCUGUGGUGGUGAUAGGACUCUCCUGUGGGAUGGUCUUUAUCCAGCUCACCACCGACCCCGUGGAGCUCUGGUCCUCGCCCGACAGCCAGGCCCGGCAGGAGAAGGAUUUCUAUGACCAGAACUUUGGGCACUUCUUCAGGACCAACCAGGUGAUCCUCACAGCCAAGGGCCGCCCCAACUACACCUAUGACUCCCUCCUCCUAGGCAGGAAGAACUUCAGCGGGAUCCUCUCCAUGGCUGUCCUGCUGGACCUGCUGGACCUGCAGACGCGGCUGCAGGAGAUCAAGGUCUGGUCGGAGAAGGACGGCAGGAAUGUGACACUCAAGGACGUCUGCUACGCCCCCCUGAACCCCAGCAACGCCAGCACCAGUGACUGCUGCGUCAACAGCCUGGCGCAGUACUUCCAGAACAACCGCACUCGCCUGGAGAUGACGGCCAGCCAGACACAGGGGGGCCAGAUGGGCAUGGUGGACUGGAAAGACCACUUCCUUUACUGCGUCAA